GUUGCCGUUUGUUUUCAAUCAACAUUCGCUGGAAACGGACGUGUCGUUGCGCCGUCCUCUUCGUCGCGCGCGUGUGUGUGUGGUGUCUGUGUGUACUGAAACAUUUUGGGGUCGCAGCAAAUCGGAGAAAAAUUCUUAAUUACUUAUACAACAUAAGUGUUUGUUCUUGCGGCAAAGCGAUUGUGGCAAUAGUGCGAUUUAACCGCAAAGGAGAAUACGAAAAGUCUGCUGAAUUACCGCUUGACAACGAAAAUAAUAUUUAGUAAAUGCAAAGUACGAGAAAGGUUAAUUAUAUUGCUUAAUCAGUGAACUGCGGUUUCAAACGUCUUCGUCUUCCCCCUCUGCAUUUUCUUAACCGGAAUGCCCCCAAACAACCAAAAUCCACAGCAACAACAUCGAAUGGAAUAAAAUAAAAACCAAGAACUUUGAAGAGAGCGGUGAGAGAGAGAGGCGUCGGCUAACGGCUUAUCAAUUGAAAUUGACAAAGCACGAGGAAAGAGAAGGAGAGAAGAAGAAGCAGAGCGCUGAGUGCGCGAAAUACUCAAUCUAGAAAACACUUUCAAAACUGUACAUAAAUUAAAGGCGUGUGUGUUGUAAAACCAUUAAAACAGCGAAUUCCUUUGAAUCACUUUCCAAAACUGGGCCGAGGCGCGUGCAAUAUGCGCAACGGUAUUCGGGAAAGAGCGCGUGCCACGGAACGCACUGAAUCGAAACGGAACGGUGGGAAUCUAUAAUGCAACAGCAAGAGGAAUUCGAAUUCGAAGCAGAAACCGAAACCGAGAUUCUAGGGAGAAAGGAAAACAUUUGGAAAAUGUUGUUUCCGCACACUGAAGAAAAUGCAUCGUUUUCUUAACAUCCAGCAAAAUAUCAAACUACGCAACUAUCAUCAGUUACUUUUGUAUUUUGUUGCUGCUGCUGAAGGAAGAGCGGAAGUGAGGAGAAGAGGAACCGGAACCGGAAAGAGAAGCGGUCGCAACGGAAGAAGCAGAAGCAGGAGAGGAAGCAGAGCAGCAGCAGCAGUUACAGUAACGUUUAAAGCAAACGCAACGUAACGCCACGAAUCGCAACGUCAAACGUAGUUGAAGCAUAAUAUUAUUCUAUUAGCCCAAUACAUUAACCCAACGCUGCCACUGUUCCUAAGACAUCAACAACAACCAGAAGAAGAAACCAUUUAAACUAAACGUAGACCAUAGUCGUAACCGUAAACCGUAACGCAAUCGCCUCUACACAAGAUACAAUACAGAAACACAAAUCCUAUGCCAAUUUUUGAUCAUUAAAUCGUCUAGCACCUAUCAUAGACUCACCCACAUAGACGCCCCAUCAAAAGUCAAAAUCUCAAACGACACUACCAACUAAAACAACAAAAAGCAGACGUUGUUUUAGAACCCAACAAAAAUCCCCAAAAAACACCGAUCUCGACCCCCUUUUACCACGCACACCAAAAAAACAACACAACAAAAUAGACAAAAAUAAAAAAGGCUGGCUAAGGAAAGCGGAAAAAUAUGGCCACACCCCAAGUCAAGGACUUGGUGUUGCGCUCGCCCGCUGGCUCCUCCGACGUCAUUUCCUUCGCCUGGCCCCUGCAGAUCGGACACGGACAGGACAAGCACGAUAAUGGCAUCGACAUUAUCGACACCAUUAAGUUCGUCUGCGAUGAACUGCCAUCGAUGUCAUCGGCCUUCGAGGAGACCAAUCUCCACCAAAUUGACACUGCCUGCUAUAAGACUAUGACCGGUCUGGUCGAUCGCUUCAACAAGGCCGUCGACAGCAUCGUUGCAUUGGAAAAAGGAACUUCACUGCCCGCCGAGCGCCUGAAUAAGUUCGCUCACCCUAGCCUUCUAAGACAUAUUUUGCAAUUAGUUUACAAUGCUGCCGUUCUCGAUCCGGAUAAACUCAACCAGUAUGAGCCCUUCUCGCCAGAGGUUUACGGCGAGACGAGCUACGAGUUGGUGCAGCAGAUGCUUAAGCACGUCACCGUCAGCAAAGAGGACACCUUCAUCGAUCUCGGCUCGGGAGUGGGCCAAGUGGUCCUGCAGAUGGCCGGAUCCUUUCCCCUGAAAACCUGCAUCGGAAUCGAGAAGGCGGACACUCCGGCGCGCUAUGCGGAACGCAUGGACGUGUUCUUCCGCCAGUAUAUGGGAUGGUUCGGCAAACGCUUUUGCGAGUACAAGCUGAUAAAGGGGGACUUUCUGGUCGAUGAGCAUCGUGAGAAGAUCACCUCCUCAACGUUAGUUUUUGUUAACAACUUUGCCUUUGGCCCGACGGUGGACCAUCAGCUAAAGGAACGAUUUGCAGACCUUCGAGACGGAGCUCGGGUCGUGUCCUCCAAGUCGUUUUGUCCAUUGAACUUUCGGAUCACGGACAGAAACCUUAGUGACAUUGGCACCAUUAUGCACGUCAGCGAGAUUCCGCCACUCAAGGGCUCCGUUUCCUGGACCUGCAAGCCCGUUUCGUAUUAUUUGCAUGUGAUCGAUCGCACCAUAUUGGAGCGAUACUUUCAGCGCCUGAAAACGAAAGGUGGCAACGAUCACGAGAGCGUGGGAACUGUUCGCACCACACGAGAUCGCGCUAAGAGAGAGGCGAAUGUUGGCCAGCACCAUCAUAACAACCACCAUAACAACAGCAACAAUCACGCCAACAACAACAACAACCAUCAGCGGGAGCGGGAACAAUCGAACGGAGCUGCCGCUACCGCCGCCCAUCAGCAGCGCCAUCAAUCGCAGUCGCCGGCCAAUGUCAGCGGUGGGGGAUUAGCAGCUGCCAGUGGGCAACAAGCUGCCUCCAAAACACGCCAGCAACUGCAACAGCAGCACCAUCAACAACAGCAUCAGCAACAACAGCAGCAACGCAGCCUGGACAUGGAGAGCAGCACGGAGAGCGAUGGCGAGGCGACAAACGGCAAUGGUGGCAACACCACCACGGCCACCAAUAUCACCUCUGCCUCAAAUGGCCCCAUGACCAGGAAGGUUUGGUCCGAUUGGUGCAGUUCGAAGGGCAAGAGUUCGCAGUCGGACGACGAGGAGAACAAUAACUCCAACAGCAAUGGCGGCAGUAAUGGGGGAAGCAUGGUAGGAGGAACAGUUGGCCGCCAAGCACGUGCUGCAACCCAGAAAAAGCGCAAAAAGUUGACCAGGAAAGCUGCGAUAGCCAGCAAGUCGGCUGCAGCUGCCCAAAGGGAAGCGGAGGCUGUGGCUGCAGCGGCGGCGGCUGCGUUGGCCAGCAAGGAUUCCAGCUCCAAGGAGGAUCAACCAAGGGCUGCCAGCGCUGGACCUGGUCGCAAAGGACGCAUGAAGAAGGGGGCACGCGGCAGAAAAUCCUUGAAGAUCGUAGGCCUAGAAGCACUGCAUAAGCAAACGGUGUUGAGUACCUCUCUGGAUUCCAUGACCAAGAAGCUGCCAGCAGCUCCUGGAACCGUGGACCAACAGCUAACAGCUCUGCUGACGGAAAACAUGGCUCAUACGGAGUUGGAUAUUCCAGCGGCGCCACAGGACACGCCCUAUGCCCUGCAGAUCCUCCUGGAUGUAUUCCGCUCGCAGUACACGACGAUGAUUGAGCACAUGAAGUCCAGUGCCUAUGUCCCCCAGGUUCAGAAGCAGAUUGCCCAAGAGCAGGAGCGUAUGGCCAGGCUUAAGAACCGAGCCAGUCAGUUGGACAAGCAGAUAAAGGUGCUGAUUGAUGAUAGUGUUGCUUUACUUAAAGUGCGUAUGAACGAGCUGGGCAUCCAUGUGAAUUCGCCCAACGAUCUGAUCGCCCAGGCGAAGGAGAUUGUAGGUAGGCAUAAGGAUCUGCAGCACACUGCAAGCAGGAUGCGGAACGAAGUAACCUUCUACGAGGGAGAGCAGAAGAUACUUCUGAACAAGCAGUUAAAGAACCUUACCGAAUACCAGAAACUAUGUGGAACGGUUAAUGGGAAGGUGAAGCUGGAGGUGCCCCCGGAACUUUCCGAGACCACUGCCCAGGAGUUGGUGCUAAAGGAAAUUGCCAAUACGCUAAGCCAACGCAAGAAACUUUACGCCCAGGUGUCUACCAUCGAACAGGAGACAACGGUGCUGCAGAAAACAGCGGAAGAAAGGACCACCGCAGCGACGCUUUUGGCGCAAGGAACAAAUAUGGUCGUGUCAUCGGGAUCUUCAUCCUCCUCAUCCUCCUCCACAACAAUCACUACGAAUUCAGUGACCAAUAACAAAUUAAACUCCGUGAAGAACUCUCGCCGCAGUCGGGAGCACCGUGCUCGGUCCCAGGAGUGGCCGGAGGUUCCCGAAGUGGGCAAGAUCCAGGAGAGCAAUCCCGAAGUGCUGGCACAGAAAAUUGUGGAGACUUGCCGCCAAAUCGAAGCUGGCAAGUUCCAAGGAGCAGCUGCGCCCCCUUACCAAGUGAAUGGCAAGAACAAAUCAAUUUUAGAGGCACCGCCACCACCUCCACCCUCUGCUCCAGUGAGCAUUAAAUCCUCCCCUAGCCACCACUACAAAGAUAGCACUCUGAUGCCAGCACCCAAGCAACAACAGCAGCAACAGGUCACUCUUUCACAGCUGCCCAAGUGCGAGCUACCCGGGCUAUCGGCCAGUCGCAAGCAGGAAUCACCCAAGGUUGCCAACUUUGAGGAUCGGUUGAAGAGCAUCAUUACCACGGCCUUAAACGAGGAUCAGGAGCAGCGCAGCAAGGCAGUGGAUUCAUCGCCAUCUCCCUCUCCUCUCCACAGUCCGGCGCCCAAGCGAUCAAAGCAGCAGCAGGCUGCAGCGAUGAACCCCGCGCAGUCGCUACCCAACAAUCUGCAUAACAUCAUCACCGUGUCCACGCAGGGCUUGAUGCAUCUGAACGCGAAUACAACUAUAUCCCCGAUAACACCACCUCUGCCAGGCCCGGGUGCAGGAGCCACCGCUUCCACAGCGCCGCCCCCGCCAGCAAAUCUUCCAUAUGGAGCAUACGGCGGGGCAGUGGGCAAGGCCACUGGAUCGGGCAAGUAUCAGGCAGCUAAAGAACCAAAGUAUUCGCCGGUUAGACAGGCGCCCCCACCACCACCACCUCCUCCCUCCCACAUGGCUGCCUUGUAUGCAGCUGGCCAGCAGACAACUGCGGCGGAUUUGGGCUACCAGAGGCGGCGCAGCUCCGUAAGCGCUAGUAGUUAUGAACACUACAUGGUGCAGCAGCAGCAUCAGCUCCAGCAACAGCAGCUCAUGUUGGCAGCAGCUGCUCAUGCGGCACAACGUCAGCACAUACGGGUAGAGGAGCAACAACAACAGCAUCACCACCAGCAGCAACACCACCAGCAACAUCGUCUGCCACAGCAUGUACAGCAUCAGCAUCCACAUCCGCAUCCGCAUCAUCCCAAUGAGUUCAAGGCACCGCCGGCUGAUGCUCAUCUCCAGCGUUCGGGCAGCCGGGAGCAAUUAAUAGUGGAGCCACAGCAGCAACCACUGGAGUUGCUGCCCCGAGCAAGUUCCGCCAACUCGGAUUACGGCGGCUAUCGCAUCCGUCCGCCAAGCAGGCCAAGCUCCAACUCCUCGCAGCCGGAUUACACUCAGGUCUCACCCGCAAAAAUGGCUCUGCGUCGUCAUCUGUCGCAGGAGAAGCUCAGCCAACACGUGACGCCUCAGGCCACGCCGCCCCUUCCAGGACACGGAGGACCUCCAACUUCAGGCAAGACUAUUGGCGACUUGGUUAACGGGGAAAUCGAGCGAACUCUGGAGAUCUCUCAUCAGAGCAUCAUCAAUGCAGCUGUCAACAUGAGCACUAGUGGCGCCAACUUCAUGGAGCGAGCUUUCCUCAAUGAGCGGUCCAACGAUCGUCUGCUGAUUAACUUGAAUGCCCAGCGACCGGAGAGAGUUCAUGUGCGUCCGCUCUCCGACGAAUCCCAGGAAGCACAUCCCACCAGCUAUGCGCAAGAGAGAGGACCUAGUGUGGGUACUGGCGGAGCAGCAGUAAGUGGAAACAGCAAUCUGGCCACAUUGGCACAAGUGGCCUAUGUCCAGAAGACUCAGGGUGGAGCUCGAGCCAACGCAGGAACAGCACCGCCAACAACCCACUCCGCUGCUGCUCGUUCUGGACGGGACUAUCAGCCGGUGGCCUUGCCCCGUGCGGAGCUGAAGGGCAGCAUCGAGGCCUAUUUCCACGAGGAACAGCAGCAGAAACAGUCGAAGGUGGCAGGGCCGGCGGGAGCAGCCACAUUGCGAGGACCGCGUCUCAAUGGUGCCAAUCCUCCACUAGAAGGUCUAGCUGCCUCGCUGCAGGAUCAUGUGCGAGCCAGAAAGUACAAGGAGGAGACUGAGGAGCGUCAACGACGCGCCGCAGCAGCCGCCUCUUCGUCUACAGCGGGAGUACCGCCUCCUGGCUUGGAACUAGCAGCGCACUAUGCCCACCAGGCGCCUCCAGCCCACAGCUAUCAUCACCAUGGAGCCAGCCUAAAUGGGACACCGCACAAAGUCGAACUGGGAAUAAAACGCAGCUCGCCGCUAGCGCCGCAUCAGCAAGCGCCGCGUCCGUCGAAACUGGCCCACUAUGAGCCGCCACCGACGCAGCAGCAGCAACACCAUGCCCAUCUCUAUGCCAACGGGCAAGUGCUUCCCCCGCCUCCAGCUCACGAUGCGACCACGCCUUCCCCGACGCCCUCGUCAUCGUCAUCGUCAUGCGGACGUCGCAGCAACAGCAACAAUGGCAAGUUGCUUGUGGAUCCACCACUGCUGAUGAGUCCCGAGAUCAAUUCGCUGCUUGGCGAUGAGCGACCUUUGCAGCUGUCGCACCACCCGCAGCAGCAGCAAAUGCUGCACCACCAUCAGUCGCAGCAACAGCAGCAGCAGCAACAUAUGCAGCUGGCCCAGCAACAACUGAGGGUACCUCAUCUUGGACACGGUCUUGGGCACGGGCACGGUCACAGCCACAGCACUACGCCAACUUUGGGCGGACAGCGCAAUGCCAAUGCCGCCGACGAUGAUGAUGUUAUUGCCGCCGAUGAUGAAUCCCACUGGCAGCAUCGGGUCAGCUCCGGCUUCGACCGCCUGGUGGCCUUCGCCAGCACUGAGUUGGAUAAGACCAGGCGAAGCAUUGAUGGCGAUACGGUUCCGGCGUCGAUUAGUUGCAACACUUCGCCGGAUUCGGGCAUAACGCACAGCAGCAGCAACUCGGAUGCGGUGCGCACGUUUUUGUCCACAUCUUCCAGCUCCUCGCAACUGGAGCUACCCAUUGGAAGUGGCGGCAGCAGCACCAACAGCCUGUACAACCACCAUGCCCAGCACAACAACAUCAGCGGCAGUGGGAACAGCAACCAUCCGCAGCAGCAGCAACAGUUGCCGGCGCAGCACCAGCAGCAGCAACAUCACCUGUCCGAUCACCUAAGCGAUAGUAGCAUCAAAUCCUCUGCAUCCUCCUCGCUGCAUGCUGGCAGCUCUGUGAAAACAGUGUCGCCGGUGGAUCCCAGUGCCAUCGAGUCGCCACCGCUCUCCGACGUUGGAUUGCCCAGAACUCCGAGUCCCAGUGCAGCCAGUGUGGCCACUCCGCCUUUGGCCAGUGGACCACUUCUGUCCGGGGAUUUGGGUGGGAUACCGCUGAAGUACCAGCGUAAAUCAAAGAGCAGUUCCGAGAAGCACUACAAAAAGAAGUUCUGCGAAAGGAACUGGGAGUACGACUGCGACGAGCUGCUGGCCUACUCCAACUCCAGUGCACCACCCACGGCAGCAGAUGCGGCUGGAAACGGUCCGCCCAACCUGACUGCUCCCAAUAAUGUGGUGAGCGCGGCUGCACCCCUUCUGGGAAAGUCCGGAAAAUCACCCAAGGAUAAAUCAUCUCCGCACCAUAGCGGCUUCAAUCAUCAGCAGCAGCAGCACCACCAUAAAUCCUCCAAAUUCCGGCCAAAGGGCAAGGACUGGGACUGGUCAUUGGACAGUCGCAGCCAAACUGGAGAGCUGCUGCCCCCCAAUAACAACAUGAACAUUAACAACAACUCAACCACCACAACGAGUAAUUAAUUUAGUAAACUAAUUUAGUUCAAUUUGCUGAAUGGAACGGAGGAAUAACCAGAAAAGUAUGCAAUGCUUUGAUGCUUUUUAGCCACAUUAUUUGUAAAUGGAUCGCAAAUGGAUCCUGUGAAUUAUAAUGUAUUUAAUGAAGAUUUUUGUAAUUUUAACUAAAUGAAUUGUGUAUGCAUAGCUAACUUAUUGUAUAGCCCAGCUCUUAAAUUGCCUUGUUUUAUUUGAUUAUUGCUAUCCACCAGCUCUUUUGUCACCAGUGUGUUUUUAUUUCAUUGAUAAUUCUAAUUAGACUAGGGAAGUUUUUCGUAUUUCUUUAUAAGGUUGAACCGAAAACAAACCAACUGCUGAUGAACAAUGUUACUGACUUCUUUUUACCGACUACCAAUUAUUAUCAUUAUGUAUUUAAUUUGAUUUAUUGUUUAAUUACGUUUGCCCAUAAGUUGAGUGUUUUGUCUUUAUUAUUUUGAAAUAAAACUGUAAACUAAUUACACCGAUUUUGA
Messenger RNA from Drosophila suzukii, 8461 nucleotides. RefSeq names its product DOT1 like histone lysine methyltransferase grappa (gene gpp). Gene Ontology annotation, molecular function: histone H3K79 methyltransferase activity. Lineage: Eukaryota; Metazoa; Arthropoda; Insecta; Diptera; Drosophilidae. Gene Ontology annotation, cellular component: nucleus. The record is from RefSeq and is a predicted model, not a curated record. Gene Ontology annotation, biological process: regulation of transcription regulatory region DNA binding; heterochromatin formation; DNA damage checkpoint signaling.